AUGGCUUUCCAUUUUGGAUGUUGCUAUCUACUUCCCGAGUCGGGAAGCUGGCGAUAUCUACCCCAGGUGGCCCUCCAGGUCCACGCCACGCUCCUGUCCAUCACUUCUCGCACCACCGUCACACAGACCUUCACUAACCCCGCGUCUGAGACAAUCAAAGAGGUCUCCUAUCGGUUUCCCCUCUACGAUGGCGUCACCAUCGUGGCGUUUCAGUGCCAAGUGGGCGACCGACUCUUAUGCAGUGAGGUGAGGACCAAACAGCAGGCCAAUGAAGAUUAUCAAACCGCAGUCAGCCAAGACAGGUCGGCGGCAAUCCUAGACCAGUCCAGCCAGCAAACAGACGUCUUUCAGCUGCGGCUGGGGAAUGUCGCGCCUUACGCCACCGUGACAGUUGAUAUCACCUUCGUUCGGGAUCUCAAAUCAGAUGCGCAGACUGAUGGAAUCCGAUAUACUCUGCCGAACGCCAUUGCGCCUCGCUACGGAAUGACAGCAGGAGAGGCACCAUCCUUACACACCAAACACGUUGAGCGACAGGGCCUCGUUAUCACCGUCGAUAUAGCGAUGGAAAAGGCAUCAGUUAUUCGCGAAGUGCGAUCCCCCAGUCAUCCCAUCAACGUCGCCUUCGGGCGUAUAUCCUCGACUCCGGAAGCAUCCAACAGCUUUGAUCAUAAUCAUGCAUCUGCUUCCCUGCAUAUAGUGCAAGGUAGCCCACUGCUGGACCAGGACUUUGUACUGGUCAUCAAAGCGGAUGAGACAGACAUGCCACGAGCAUUACUGGAACUGCACCCCACAAUACCAGAUCAACGGGCAUUGAUGGCCACGCUCGUCCCGAAGUUCGGUCUCCCAGCUGCGCUUCCGGAAGUGGUAUUUGUCGUUGACCGGAGUGGCAGCAUGACCUUUAAUAUCACUACCUUGCAGUUGGCUCUCCGAGUUUUCCUCAAGUCCUUGCCCGUAGGAAUACCUUUCAAUAUCUGUUCCUUUGGUAGCGACUAUUCCUUCCUUUGGAAACGCAGUAGGGCCUUUGACGCCUCUACAUUGCCAGAAGCGCUGGCGCUCGUCGACUCGAUGGCGGCUGACAUGGGGGGGACCGAAUUAACUCAGGCUGUGGAGGCCGUGGUGCGAAAUCGCCUUGACGACCAGAACCUGGACGUACUCGUGCUUACAGACGGCCAAAUUAGUGAACAACAGGCGCUGUUUGACUUUAUCCGAAACACAGCCGCCGACCAUACGGCGCGAUUCUUCUCACUUGGGCUCGGCCACGACGCCUCACACUCCUUGGUUGAAGGUAUUGCACGGGAAGGCGAUGGCUUUGCUCAGUCCAUACUUGCCGCCGAGCUAGAUCGUACGGUUGUGCGCAUGUUGAAGGGAGCACUGAGUCCGCAUAUCUACGACUACGCUCUUGAUGUCGAGUAUGAUGCCAACAGCGCGGACGAAUUUGAGAUGGUCGAUUGUGAACCUGAAACAAAAAUUGAUCAGGUGCCGGUGACGGCAUCACAAAAUAGCCACGAUACAUCUUCGUGCACAAUAUCCUUGUUCGACAAAUCUUUCCAAGAGCCGGAGAGCGAUAUAAGUGGCAUUGGGGACUCUCAUAUCCCGUCCAUUAGAACCCCGGCUACAAUCCAAGCACCUCAAAGGCUCCCUACAUUGUAUCCCUUUAUACGAGCCACCGUAUAUCUGCUCCUGCAGUCUCCCCGCGUUCCAAAGUCUCUCACUCUGCAUGCCACUUCGAAACACGGCCAGCUACAACUGCGAAUCCCAAUUGAAGACGUUGGAUUAGGAAAAACAAUUCAUCAGCUGGCAGCCAAAAGGGCAAUAGGGGAGCUGGAGGAGGAGCAUGGGUGGCUUGUCGGCGCUACGGACUGCAAAAACACGUCAUAUAGGACAUGGUCCCCCUCAAUGAAAUCGACCAUUGCCAUUCGUGAAUGCCAGCGGCUCGGCCUGAAGUUUCAAGUACCAGGGUGCCACUGCUCCUUCGUGGCGCUAGAAGACAGU
Aspergillus sclerotioniger CBS 115572 is the source of this 1992-nucleotide messenger RNA. RefSeq names its product VIT and vWA domain-containing protein. The transcript has a single exon. The record is from RefSeq and is a predicted model, not a curated record. The annotation marks the transcript as partial. NCBI's taxonomy places the organism in Eukaryota, Fungi, Ascomycota, Eurotiomycetes, Eurotiales, Aspergillaceae.